Leptopilina heterotoma is the source of this 1703-nucleotide messenger RNA. It is a transcript of the gene Rnmt, whose product is annotated as mRNA cap guanine-N7 methyltransferase. Gene Ontology annotation, molecular function: mRNA 5'-cap (guanine-N7-)-methyltransferase activity. NCBI's taxonomy places the organism in Eukaryota, Metazoa, Arthropoda, Insecta, Hymenoptera, Figitidae. The transcript is spliced from 8 exons. Gene Ontology annotation, biological process: 7-methylguanosine mRNA capping. The record is from RefSeq and is a predicted model, not a curated record. Gene Ontology annotation, cellular component: nucleus. The coding region runs from base 169 to 1437 and encodes 422 amino acids.
UGAAAUAACAUAUCGCUGGGCUACAUUUAAUGGAGGUGAAUACCCAUCUGCAUAAUUGGGAUCUUCGAACAGAACUUCGUACUCUUCUGUUGCUGUAGAUGUCGUACCACAGGCACCAUAGCACAGGUCAUUAAAGAAGAAGAAGAAGAAGAGGAAGAAGUCUCUCAAAUGUCAUCGACUAAAGACGCUCCGGAAAACGACAACGAUGACUUAAGCAAAAGUCCUAAUUGUAGGAAAAGGAAACAUUCAGAGGACUCGGAAGGGAGUAAAGUUGUAAAAUUGAAUGAAGGACAAACUGCCCAUAACGUCAAUGUUCCGUCAGAUUUAUCGAUAGGAAGUUCUAGAGAGGAAAAAGAUGUAGCCGAAAGCGAAAAAUCCUCGGAGCAUUCAAAUGUCGUUGCAGAGCAUUACAAUUCCCUUGAGGAAAAAGGUUUAUCACAAAGAAAUCAAAGUCGAAUCGUUUAUAUGCGAAAUUUUAAUAAUUGGAUAAAAAGUAUGAUAAUAAAUGAAUUCAUGCAAAAAAUAAUACAAGAAAAACGUGUUGGCGAUCCUAUAAAAGUAUUAGACAUGUGCUGCGGGAAAGGGGGAGAUCUUCUAAAAUGGAAAAAGGCGAACAUAACACAUCUGAUAGCCGCUGACAUAGCCUCUGUUUCCGUAGAACAAUGUCAAAGUCGUUACAACGAUUUAACAUCCAACAGAUCUAGGGACUCUGGUUUCGCGCCUGUUUUUAGAGCCGAAUUUAUCACUGCCGACUGUACAAAGGUUCGUUUAAGAGAGAAAUACAAGGACCCGAGUAUGGAGUUGGACUUGACAAGUGUUCAAUUUGCACUGCACUAUAGUUUUGAAUCUCUACCGCAGGCAGAGUGUAUGAUCAAAAAUGCCAGCGAGAGUCUGCGACCAGGCGGUUUUUUCAUUGGAACAAUACCCGAUGCUUAUGAAUUAGUGUCCCGAUGGCAAAAGAGUGAGGGAAAUAAAUUUGGAAAUGAAGUCUUUAGCGUUGAAUUUCAAUCAGAGGAGAAAGAGAAACCGCCACUAUUUGGCGCCAGAUACAAUUUUCACUUGGAGGGUGUAGUAAAUUGUCCUGAAUUUCUUGUACAUUUACCGACCCUCAUUAAAUUAGGAGAAAAAUUUGGCUUGGAACUUGUACUUUAUGAAAGAUUCGAAGAGUUCUUCGAGAGAAUGAAAAACGAGGGUAAAUCGUUACUAGGAAAGAUGCAGGCUUUAGAAACUUAUCCACCAUAUCAUGAAGCGCCGCUUCUUGGUCAGCAGGCUGAUGAUUAUCAGCACGCUAAUAAUUACAUGCAAGAUUCCGUGGGUCAUCGAAAAAUUGGAACUCUCUCGCAGUCAGAGUGGGAUGCGAUAUCAUUAUACGCAGUGUUCGCGUUUAAGAAGAAAAAAACAACAUGGACUGCUGAUGCAAAACCGGAAUAUACGUAAAUUGAAUUUUUUUUUUAAUUCAUCGUAUUACGAAAAAAUUGUAUAAAAAAAAUUAAGUAAUUCAAUCAAUUUCGUUUACAAAAGUUAAUUGUGCAUUGAUAAAAUUAAUAUGAAUUGUGUGAUGUUAAUCUGCCUAUUGUUUUUUUAACUAUUCUGUUAAUGUAGAUGAACAUGUCAAUUAAUUGUAGAAUAAUUUGUUCUUUUGAUAGCGAUUUUUUUUCCUUGGUGAAUUGUAUACAAAUUUUUAAAAAAGAAUUUUUAAUUUA